AUGAGCGACUCGGAUAGCGACUUGUCUGAUACUCCUGUCAAAAAGAAGAACGUGAAGAAAGCGCCCGCAGAGAAGAAAUCGACACCUAAAAAAGCGGCGAAGGAAAAUGGUAAUAAAAUCUUAGGUUUUUCAUUUUUUGAACUGAAAUAUCCAGGCGACAUUUCAAUGGCGAUGACGGAAGAGGACAGAAAUGUAUUUACUAACAUUGAUAACGUCAAGAAGACCACUAAAAAAACAGCGAUCGAAGACAUUUACCAGAAGAAAACUCAGCUCGAACAUAUUUUGCUUCGUCCAGAUACUUACAUCGGAUCUGUCGAAUACACAGAAAAAGCGGUUCGUGCUUUUUUUUUAUCGUUGUUUCGAUAACAAUACGAUUUAAGCCAAUGUGGGUGUAUGAUACUGAAGAGGACAAGUUGGUUAUGCGUGACAUCCAAUACGUGCCGGGCCUAUAUAAGAUUUUUGAUGAAAUUCUCGUCAAUGCCGCUGAUAAUAAGCAACGAGAUUCGAAGAUGAACAUUAUUAAAAUCGACAUUGAUAGGUUAGUUUGGAAAAAACUUUCGAAUAAAAUUUUUUUCAGAGAGAAAAACAAAAUUACAAUUUUUAACAACGGCAAAGGUAUUCCCGUCGUUAUGCACAAAGUGGAGAAUAUGUAUGUUCCCGAAAUGAUUUUCGGAACGUUGCUCACUUCCUCCAAUUACGAUGAUAGCGAAAGAAAGGUUUGAAUUUCUACUCAUUGAUGUGUUUUAGAUUUUUGAGAUGAGGUUCUGAAAAACUCGAAAAAUUCCCUAAAACUAUUGAAGUUUUUUUCUUCCUAAUUUCCAAUUGAAAUAUUUUAUGUUUUAGAAAUGUGAGAACCUUUCUCGUGAGUUUCUUAGACAAUAGUUUUAGUGUAAGGAACACUAUAGAAAGUAUAAUGUUCUCAUUUGCAGUAAAAGGGUUCGAAUUGGAUCAGAUUAGUUUUUUUUUUUCCCAAUAAUCGAAUUUUUCAGGUUACUGGUGGUCGCAACGGAUACGGCGCUAAACUCUGCAACAUUUUCUCUACCGAAUUCACUUUGGAAACCUCUUCUCGAGAAUACGGCGCGGCUUUUAAGCAAACUUGGGUCAAGAACAUGAGCAAAAACAAAGACGCCUCGAUUGUGAAGUCGACAUCUGACGACUACACGAAAGUGUCCUUCGUGCCAGAUCUCGCCAAGUUCAAGAUGACCAAACUCGACGACGACAUCGUGCAUCUGAUGGCGCGACGAGCGUACGACAUCGCCGGCAGCACCAAAGGCGUCAAAGUGUUCCUCAACGGCAAACAGAUCCCUAUCCAAGGCUUCAAACAGUACGUCGAAAUGUACACUAAGGACGUCACCGACGGUACCGGCGAGCCUGUGAAGACUGCAUUCGAAAUAGUUCGUUUCGACCUUCUUCAACAGAAGUAGGGCGUCUGUAACAAACUUUUCAUUGCAGGUUAACGACCGUUGGGAAGUCGGAUUGGCCGUUUCCGAGAAGGGCUUCCAGCAAGUCUCCUUCGUCAACAGCAUCGCCACAACCAAGGUCAUCUUUCUCAUCGAAGUCUUCACUCCAGUAGUUUUUUUCAGGGAGGUCGACACGUUGACUACGUGGCUGAUCAGAUGGUUGCCAAGCUCAUCGACACCAUCAAGAAGAAGUCCCAAAAAAGUACCGUCAACGUGAAGCCGUUCCAGGUUCGUGAUAUCCUCUAUUCAGGUACAGAGAACUUUUUUGUAGGUCAAAAAUCACAUGUGGAUUUUUGUGAAUUGUCUCAUCGAAAACCCGACGUUCGACUCUCAAACUAAAGAGACUAUGACUCUUCAGUCAAAGUCUUUCGGUUCAAAGUGUGACCUCUCUGAAAAAUUCACGAAAUCGGUGAGCUGUUUUUAAUAGUUCGAUGAUUUGAAAAAUUAUUUUCAGGCGACAAAUUGCGGCGUCGUGGAAGCAGUUCUUUCCUGGGUGCGCUUUAAGCAAAUGGAGGAGAUGAACAAAAAGUGCAGCAGCAAGAAAACCACCAAGCUGAAGGUGAAUAGCUAUUCGUGAGCACUGUUGAACUCCCCAGUUGAUGUGGUUUCCAUUUCCUACUCCAUGUGUAUAUCACUCAAUCAUGCAUUGUUUACAGGGCAUUCCGAAGCUCGAAGAUGCCAACGACGCCGGAACGAAGAACUCGCAGGCGUGUACCCUCAUCCUCACUGAGGGAGAUUCGGCCAAAACCCUCGCCGUUUCCGGACUUUCUGUCGUCGGCCGAGAUCAUUAUGGCGUUUUCCCUCUUCGCGGUAAACUCAUCAACGUUCGCGACGGCAACAUCAAGCAGGUUUGACAUCUUCUUUCGAUUUUUCGAGACUCUUCACAAUUUUCAGAUCACGGAGAAUGCUGAAAUCAACGCAAUGAUUAAAAUUCUCGGUUUGCAAUACAAGAAAAAGUACGAGACAGACGAAGACUUCAAGUCGCUUCGCUACGGAAAAGUGAUGGUCAUGGCUGAUCAGGUUGGUCAUUUCUUCCGAUUUCCUCAAUUCUAAUAAAUGUGCAGGAUCAAGACGGCUCCCACAUCAAAGGCCUGGUCAUCAACUUCAUUCACCAUUAUUGGCCCUCUCUUAUCCAGAAGAAUUUCGUUGAAGAGUUCAUCACCCCUAUCGUCAAGGUACGAAACGUGAAGCUGAACCGCUUCUAUUUCAUAUCUAGGCAACAAAAGGAAAAGAGGAGCUUUCUUUCUUUUCUAUUCCUGAAUACAACGAGUGGAGGAUGAACACGGACAACUGGACCACGUUCAAGAUCAAAUACUACAAAGGAUUGGGUAAAAAAGUGUCUCAAUACUUGGUAUCAUCCCGGACGAUUGAAGGUACCUCGACUUCGAAGGAAGCCAAAGAAUACUUCAGCGACAUGAUUCGGCACAGAAUCAAGUUCAAGUACAACGGACAGACCGACGACCAGGCCGUCGAGAUGGCUUUUUCGAAGAAAAAGAUCGAGGAGCGCAAGGACUGGCUGACCAAGUGGAUGGCCGAGAAGAAGGACCGCAAGACGCGAGGAGUCGCCGAAGAUUACCUCUACAACAAGGACACGCGCCAAGUCACUUUCAGCGACUUUGUCAACAGGGUUCGUGCUCUAAACACUUCACAAGCUUUUAUUUCAGUGCAAAAAGAGUUGAUGGUCUUUAAAGUUGAUCUUAACUCUCUGAAAAAGGAUAUUAGAUAAUCCUGAUGGAUUUCAGUGACUUAUUUUUUGUCUUUUUACUGUUGUUCCGUUUUUUUUUUCAUUGCUUUGAAAAAAACUUGAGUCUGAACAUCAUUUGGAAAGAAAGACAUAAUUGCUCAAAUUUAAAAAAAGUUAACUCUGGAGUUUUCUGAUAAUAUUCAUCUUUUUCAGAUAUGAGUUGAUACUAAAAAAAUUUAAAAUGCUGUCAACAAUCGGUCUUAUCGUUUUCAAAUAGUUAUCAUACAGGAACUCGUGCUCUUCUCAAACAUGGACAACGAAAGAUCGAUUCCGUGUCUCGUGGACGGAUUCAAGCCAGGACAGCGAAAGGUGCUGUUCGCCUGCUUCAAACGCGCCGACAAACGCGAAGUCAAAGUCGCUCAACUCGCUGGAGCCGUCGCGGAACUGUCGGCCUACCACCACGGCGAGCAGUCGCUCAUGGGCACUAUCGUCAACUUGGCGCAGGUUCUUACAGCUUCAAAUUUUUUUUUCCAUUGUCAAGGCUCAAUCAUAGAUGGGCAUGUGAAGAAUUCAUACUGCCCGGGAGGAAGGGUUGGUUCCCGAAAGUUUUGGAAAAUUAGGGAAUUAAAUCUUUCAACCUUCGGGAGGUAGUUCUGGCCACAAUAUUACAAGUUGCAGCCAUGUAGUAUCAACUUCAAAUUAGAAUAAACUUGGGAGGAGGAUUCGGCGGCCUUUAAAACCGGUCGCCACAUGUAUGGGCUUAAUUAGGAAAAACAUCCAACAUUUUUCUACGAAUCAGCGAAUAUUAGGAUAUUAGGACACUUUUUCUUCUUAUCUCACAUUUUAAUUCAUAUUUUACACCGAAGCUGAGAGCAUUGACUAACUUAUCGAAAAGUCAGGUUGAGGUAGUGAUAGUAAGCAUUUUAUUGAAUUUAUUUUUUUUUGAAUAAUGAAAGAACUUUGAGGAAAUUUAGGUUUCUAGUCGAUAUGGUUUCUGUCCAAGAUUUUAAAUAUUACUUUUUAAUGGGUUUGCCUGCAGGACUUUGUGGGUUCAAACAACAUCAACUUGUUGUUGCCUAUCGGUCAGUUCGGUACACGUCUACAAGGCGGAAAAGACAGCGCCAGUGCUCGUUAUAUUUUCACUCAACUGAGGUUCGAAACGAUAACCAAGAAAAAAAGAGCUCAUUUCAUUUUUUAGCCCAGUGACACGCUCACUGUUCCCACCCAAUGACGAGCACGUGCUGCGGUUCCUUUUCGAAGAAAAUCAACGGAUUGAGCCGGAAUGGUACGCGCCCAUCAUUCCAAUGGUGCUUGUCAACGGAGCACAAGGUUGGGGAAACCACUGGCUCUCAGAUUAUUUUCGAGUACUUUAGGUAUCGGCACCGGCUGGUCGACCAAUAUCCCCAACUACAAUCCGCGGGACGUUGUUGAGAACAUUCGGAGGAUGAUCAAGGGAGACCCCCUCAAAGCGAUGGUUUGUUGCAGGAACAAAAACUUGGGUUCAUUAUAUCGUUUCCAGGUUCCCUGGUACAAGAACUACCGCGGCCAGAUCAUUCAAAUCGAUUCUGUUCGUUUCGCUACUUAUGGAGAGGUGUGAAUCUGUUUUUUGAUGUGAUAUAACUUUUAUUAUUUCAGGUCGCCGUUUUGAACGACACCUCCAUCGAAAUCACCGAACUGCCAGUGAAGACGUGGACUCAGGACUACAAGGAACGCAUCCUCGAGCCGAUGUUGGAGAGCUCAGACAAGAAGCCGAGUUUGAUCGCGUAAUUUCUGUCCAGAAACGAGUCUUUUUGACCUGAAGUUGUUCAGGGACUUCAAGGAGUACCACACCGACACGACAGUUCGGUUCGUCGUCAAGCUCCAGCCUGGAAAACUCCGAGAGAUGGAAUCAGAAGGUCUCCACAACGUCUUCAAGCUACAGUCUGUUAUCAACACCACAUCCAUGGUCUCAAUUUCUUCAUUGAACUGCUCUUAAAUCAGGUUUUUUUUUCAGGUGCUGUUCGAUCACGCCGGAUGCUUGAAGAAGUUCAGUCAUCCUGAGGAGAUUUGCUCCGAGUUCUUUGAAACAAGAAAGCUUAAGUAUAUCGAGAGGAAGCAGUUCUUGCUGGGCAUGUUGAAGGCUCAGAGCGCUCGGUUGAGCAACCAGGUAUUCCAAACAAAAAUGAAAAAGUGUAUGAAUUAUUUACUAAGGCGCGAUUCAUCAUGGCGAAGAUCGAAGGAAAGAUUGUGAUGGAAAAUAAAAAGAAGGUGGCCAUCGUUGAGCAACUCGUUAAACUUGGUAAUUAUAAUAUUUAUCGCGGCGAAAAGGUCGCAAAAUGAUUCCAGGAUUCGAUCCUGACCCAGUCAAAUCCUGGAAAGAAGAGCAGAAAAAGAAGGAGCUCGCAGAACGCGGAGACGUGGAUGUUGAAGAAGAGGAGGAACACGAGGUUAAAACUUCUUUUUGAAGUAUUCUGAAGAGAAUGUUUCCAGCAAGACGACGGAGAAGAAACGAAGAAGAAGGACAGCACAGAUCAGAAGUUGUCUGACUACGACUACUUGGUCGGCAUGGCACUCAUCAAACUGUCGGAGGAGGAGAAGAACAAGCUGUUGAGAGAGAGCGAGGAGAAGCUCAAGGAGGUUAAGGAACUGGAGACCAAGACCUGGCAGCAGCUAUGGACAACCGACCUUGACGCCUUCCUCGUCGAGCUCGAGAAACAGGUUUUUCACUCGAGUUUAGUUCAAAGGUCACUGCUGGCUUGACAGGAAGCCAAGGAAAAGGCUGACCAGGACUCGAGUGUCAAGAACGCUGCUAAAAAGUUUGCGAUGGGCAAAGACGCCGCAAAAGGAAAGAAGAAGGCGGCUUUCUCUGCGGUGAAAGAUCACAUAGUAAAGUCGUAAAAAGGGUUUUCAGGACGUCUACCCUUCCAAGGAUGGCUUGCGCGUCGAACCGACCGUUGACAAAGCCCUCAAGGACAAGUACGAGAAGUUGAGUGCGCCGAAGAAGGAACGGGUCAAGAAAGAACCAAAGGAACCCAAAGAACCCAAAGAACCAAAGAAGCCGAAGAAGGAGGGCGGCGACAUCAAGCAGUUCUUGAACAAGGUAUUUGAGAAUCGGAAAAAUAAAUUUUUGUAAAGUAAGGUGGAAAAUGAUAGGAAUGAAAGUUCUGUUUCAAGAAAGAAGUGAUUGAAGUCUUAGCCACCUUUUUGCGUCUGAAAUCGACGGAUUUUCUGUUUUGAUAGUUUUUCUUCAAGUUUGCAUAGUUGCUGCGCAUUUGAAACGUUUGAUAGGAAGGUAUGCUGAAAAGGAAAUUAAAUUUUAAAAAGUAUUGGAAAUUUUUCUUUGUUUCAGACCAAGUCACCAACUAAGAAAAAGGAUGCGUGGCAUUCGGACGAGAGCGACAUUGAGUUCGAUGAAGAGGAAAAUGUGAGAAACUUCUCCAGUCUCUUUCCACAUUCAAAGAAUAUCCCCAUUACGACUUUCCAACCUAUUUCAGACGAACUUCUCUGCUUUUGACGACGAGUUCGAUGAUGAAAUUGAAGAGAUUCCGAAACCUAAACCGCGCUCCGAACGCGCUGUGAGUAAUUUCCUUUCCCACUCAUUUUACAGUUUUUAUUUUCAGGCCCCGAAAAGAAAAAUUGUGGAAAGUGAUGACGAGAUCACAAUUGAAGACUCGAACGAUGAUUCCAAAGUAGAGUUUGAUUUUUCGAAAGAGAUACCAACGUUUUCAUUCAGGAUAGCGGAAAGAAGGAGAACAAAGCGGUUAGUGCUCCCAAGAAAGCGAAGAAAGACGACGGUGAGGACAUCAUCAUAGAUGAGGCUCCUAAAAAACCGCCCAAGGUUUUUCUUUUGUUUGUGAUCUUGAUAUUAGAAUGAUUCUUUUAAGAAGAAGUCGGUGUUCGACUUGCCGUCGAGUGACGAAGAUGAGGAGCCCGAAAAGGAGGUGAAGGCGAAGAAACCGGCAGCCAAAACUGCACCCAAGCCCAAGGCCAACGGCACUUCCAAGACGAUGAACGACUUCUUUACCAAGGAGGACAAAAAAGCAAGUUUUAUGGUAGUCAGAAUAUUUUUCAUGGCAUCUCGAUUUUAUUCUGGAAUAUCUUCUAUGAUUCAUUUUCACCUAUUUUUUUUCUUAGGCGAAGUCAGCAAAGCCCAAGGCGAGCCCAAAAAAGCAAAAGGUCGCCGAUUCGGGUGACGAAGAGGAUAUCAGCGAAGUCGUCGUGGAGCCGAGAAACAAAAGGUAUUUGUGGAAGUCUCUCAAAUGGAAAAUUUUAAUCAAUUGAUCGUCGGUGAUGAUGAAAUUAUUGGAAUGAGAAAGCUUUUCUUUUCAAUGUCUCUGGUUUAAAUUUCUUCCGAGACAUUCGUAGGCAACAGAACGUUGCGGGAGAGAAGCUAAAACAGACUUCGGUGCUUUAGUGGCGUCGCCCCAAAUUUUUGGACGGUGUUGAAAGGCGCACCGGCACAUUUCUCAAUGUUCUACGUGUGAUUACCAAAAAGGCGAAUCUGAGACGAGUUAUUUUCAUAAAUUGCAAAAUCCGAAGUGUUGGGAACUUUUUUAUCGAUUUGUUUUCCAGUACUCGCGCCAGGAAGCCGGCUACAUCCUACGCUUUGGACGACGACGAAGAUUCCGAAGAUGACGUCCCCAGAAAGAAAACUAAGAAGCGCGUCGUCGACAGCGACUCUGAUUAA
Molecule: messenger RNA, 7810 nt
Organism: Caenorhabditis auriculariae
Lineage: Eukaryota; Metazoa; Nematoda; Chromadorea; Rhabditida; Rhabditidae
Source: the annotation of a GenBank genome assembly